Mycosarcoma maydis (corn smut) is the source of this 483-nucleotide messenger RNA. RefSeq lists its product as uncharacterized. The transcript is spliced from 2 exons. Bases 1 to 483 code for a protein of 160 amino acids. The record is from RefSeq and is a predicted model, not a curated record. Lineage: Eukaryota; Fungi; Basidiomycota; Ustilaginomycetes; Ustilaginales.
AUGCACGCCUCACGUAUUUUGUCUCUCUCUGCUGUUUUGGUCUUACUACUUAGCGCCUGCAGAGCUACACUGCCAGAGAUCAUCCAAAACAGCGAAGCUGGCAUCAUAUACUUAUGGAAAGAAGCCGAAGCCGGCCGUUUCAGGUACAACCUGAACAGAAACUAUCCUUCCUUGAUGGCGUCUUGGCCAGAGUACUUAAGGCAACAUGGUCGAAGUAUCAUCCAUGCGCAUUACACAAACACAGCCUGGCUUCAUCCUAAGACUCGAAAGCUGCCAAGAGGCUGGUUUGCUGUAGACAAGGAAGCUCUUCUAGGACGAGCCGACGGAACUUCGCCUUACGAUUACCAUUUUGGUCGCUCCCGGAUCAUCGCUCGAGAGACUGUAAAGAUGCUGGUGGAAGACUUUGCUCGCCGCAAGAAAGAUGCUGACGUAGCGGUUUCGAACCAAGCCGUUCAAGAAGGAGCCGAAAGCAGCCAUGGAUGA